Rhipicephalus sanguineus (brown dog tick) is the source of this 687-nucleotide messenger RNA. RefSeq names its product sentrin-specific protease 2-like. The record is from RefSeq and is a predicted model, not a curated record. NCBI's taxonomy places the organism in Eukaryota, Metazoa, Arthropoda, Arachnida, Ixodida, Ixodidae. Gene Ontology annotation, biological process: proteolysis. The coding region runs from base 1 to 687 and encodes 228 amino acids. The transcript is spliced from 2 exons. Gene Ontology annotation, molecular function: cysteine-type peptidase activity.
AUGGACUUCCGACUCAUUGGUGUAUUCGAGUCUUCCUGCCCCUGUCGUGCCGACGACUGGGACCUCGAAAUCUGCCCAGAACCCAGGUUCCGGCUCCUCGUCUCCAGCAUGCCUGGGCCCAGCACAGGCCAAGGCCUGUCCGAACUCAUCAAGAUGACGCAGGACUGCUCGGUGGCCCUGCAGCGGCUUCGAGGACGUGGUCCCGGGUUUUCACUACUUGACACGCUCGAGCCGCACCGUGGCCGGAAAGGAACGGCUCGCCAGAGCGGCCGCGUGCACGAACGGGACGGCUACUGCGGACUUGAAAACGGUGCUCGGUACAACUGGCUGAACGACGUCGUCAUCGACUUCUACAUGGGGCUCGUGGCCGCACGUUCCAACGAGACCCCCGGCAGCCUCCGCGUGCACGCACUGACGACGCACUUCUUCAACGUGCUGAGAAACCGGGGCUACGAUGCCGUGCGCCGCUGGACGGACACUGUGGACUUGUUUUCGUACGACUUGGUGUUUGUGCCCAUCCACGACCUAGACCACUGGUCGCUCGCCGUUCUCAACAUGACGAACCAAACGUUGAGUUCUACGAUUCCAUGGGUCGUAAGAACUGGAAGGUGCUAUCAGGUGUUGAUGGCUUACCUGAGAAAAGAGCACCAGGACAAGCAGAAAGUUCCCUCUCACGCCGGAUUGUGA